AUGGCUGCAAGUCAAGGAUCCCCUAAAAGGGCAUCGCCUGUAAAAGGUUCGCCGAAAAAGGUAGUGAAGAAGAGAAGACGAUCGGGGUCCAAGGCAAAGAAAGCUACGCACCCAACGACUCUUGAUAUGGUUGUAGCUGCAAUUCGUCAACUAAAGAACCCAAGAGGAUCUUCAGCUCAAGCUAUCCGCAGGUAUAUCUUGGCUACCUAUAAGGUGGACGCCAACCGCGUAGGUGGCAUGCUACGUCGCGCUUUCAAGGCUGGACUUGAAAAAGGAGCUAUCGCCCGCCCGAAGGGUUCAACUGCAAUUGGAGCAAUUGGCCGAUUCCGAGCCGCUAAGCCUGUACCCAAGCCAAAGGCCAAGAAGGCAGCACCAAAGAAGGCAAAGAAGCCUAGGGCAAAGAAAGCCGCAACACAAAAGAAGGCAAAAAAGCCCAGAGCAAAGAAAGCUGCCAAGUCUCCAAAGAAGGUAAAGAAAACUACCAAGAAAGCGAGUCCCAAGAAAGCAAAGAAACCUGUGAAGAAGGCCACUAAGCCAAAAGCAAAGAAGCCAGUGACAAAAAAGUCCAAGUCUGCUGCAGCCAAGAAGCCCAAGGCAAAGAAGACUGCGAAGAAGUAGUCUGUGGAGGCCUAUUUCAAUAACCAACCGGCCCUUAUCAGGGCCACCAAUUCCUCCCAGGAAUAAUUUCUGAAUUUGCACUUAUUAGAUACUAGG
Messenger RNA from Priapulus caudatus, 714 nucleotides. Its product is annotated as sperm-specific H1/protamine-like protein type 2. The transcript has a single exon. The coding region runs from base 1 to 618 and encodes 205 amino acids. Gene Ontology annotation, biological process: nucleosome assembly. The record is from RefSeq and is a predicted model, not a curated record. Lineage: Eukaryota; Metazoa; Priapulida; Priapulimorpha; Priapulimorphida; Priapulidae. Gene Ontology annotation, cellular component: nucleosome. Gene Ontology annotation, molecular function: structural constituent of chromatin; DNA binding.